Molecule: messenger RNA, 2712 nt
Organism: Corticium candelabrum
Lineage: Eukaryota; Metazoa; Porifera; Homoscleromorpha; Homosclerophorida; Plakinidae
Product: U4/U6.U5 tri-snRNP-associated protein 1-like
Exons: 30
Coding region: 96-2480 (794 amino acids)
Biological process (GO): maturation of 5S rRNA; mRNA cis splicing, via spliceosome
Cellular component (GO): U4/U6 x U5 tri-snRNP complex
Source: RefSeq, a predicted model, not a curated record
UCUAACGCGCGUUACAAGACUCAAAGACAAAAUAGUUGGAGCGGUUUAGCGUUGGUUUGUAGGCAGAAAAAGUAGAGAAGGCGGUGAUCGUCUAGAUGGGUUCAUCUAAGAAGAAACAUAAAGACGGCGAUGAUCGACGCAAGAAGAAGUCGAAAAGAGAUGAGAAACGAGACGAGGGCGACCACGUGGAAAAGCACGUGCGUGCGGAUGGCGGCGACAGUCACGAGAGGAAGAAGAAGAAGCGAAAGCGAAGUCGGAAGGAAGCGGAGAAGGACGGAAAAGAGCUAACUAAGGAUUUACAGAGUGACGGCGAGUCAGAGGGAGAGGUGAGUGUGAAGAAGAGAGCGAGAGAAGAGAGCGUGGAGGAGGAGAAUGAGAAGAGAGUCGAGGAUGGUAUGGACGACGAAACAAAGAAGGAACGAGAUGCAAGGGAUGUUGAUGUGAAGGGUGGUGACACAUCUCUUAGUGUUGAAGCGACGAAUAAAUUGAGAGCACAGUUGGGUUUGAAGCCACUUGAUGUUGGAGACGAGAAAGAGAAAUCUGCUGGUGAAAGUAAAAAGAAGAAACAGGAUGUUCAUGUUCCAGCUCAUAAUAUUGGAGAGAAGAGAGAGCAAGAAGAAGUGAAACGGAAAUUAGCUGAGAUGCAGGAGAAGAGGAAGAUUAGAGAGAAACUCAGUAAAGUGAAGAGUCUUGGUGAAGGUGAUGAUGAAAAGGAGAAUGAAAGUGCUGCUAGUUGGAUAGAGAAAUCUAGACGAAUACAACGGGAGAGAGAACUUGCUGCCAAGAGAGAACAAAUGAUGAGAGAAAUGGAUGAAGAUGUUGACAGAGAAAAUGAUAGUGACAUGGCUAAGGAAGCACGUCCCGAAUACUCUUUGAGAGAUCUUGCUGGUUUGACUGUUGAGCACAGUAGAGAUACGUUUCUUGAAGGAAAGGCAGUUGUUUUGACACUCAAAGAUGCUGAUGUGUUGGAUGAGGAGCGUGGUGAUGUACUUUAUAACAUCAACUUGCUUGACAACGAGAAAGCAGCAAAGAAUGUUGAACUGAAAAAGUUGAAACCUUCCUACAAUCCUUACACGGACGAUGAGGUGGACGAAUUUGGAGUGCUGAAGGAAAAGAAAAUACUUGAGAAAUACGACGAGGAAAUAGAUGGAGAGAAAGCCACAUCAUUCACGUUAGGAAACUAUGGACGUGUGAGUACAGAAGACAUUGAAGAAGAAAAACGAAUUAGGGAGAGUCUCAGCCUAAAGGGGGAGUCACUGCAGCACAGUACAGGCAGACUGGCAUCUGAAUAUUACACUCAUGAAGAACUGGUGCAAUUCAAGAAGCCAAAGAAAAAGAGAAAAGUGAUGAGGAAAUCUCUAAAGGUGGACGAUCUUGUUCCGCUGGAAGAGACGGGAAAAGAUCACGGAUCACGACAGAAAGUAUCAGACAGUAAAGGAUCUGAACAUAAGAAGGGCAAGCGACAUGUUGCAAUUAAGCAAGAACAGAAUGAGAGCAUAGAAGAAAGCUACAUGGAAGUGGAUGAUGGUUUUGGUGAUGUUGAGGAAGAUGAAGCAGAAGUGGAACUGCAGAAGGCUCUACAGAGAGCCAGAAGAGUGAAGUCGAGUGGAAAAAUUGGUGGUGUUGAACGUGUUGGUGAAAUGCUGUCAAAGUCUUCUGAAGUGAAACAACAAAAUGAAACGUCUCAACCAACUGAACAGGGGAAAAUUGUUCUGAGUUCAAUUGCUGAGUUUUGCAGGACAGUUGGGGAGAAGUCUCAAGAUGUUCCAGAGCGUGUGGUGUCUGUGAAACAUGAUCAUCAAAGUGAAAGUGAAGAAGACAUGCAGUUUGAGGCAGCUGAACCAGCAGAUGAAUCUGAUGAUGAUGAGGAAAGACGAGGUUUUGAGGCUGAACCAAGUAUUGGGGCAAGUAUAACAGCUGCUCUGCAGAUGGCAAUGAGGAAAGGUAUGCUGGACAGUGGAACGACCGAAAGGAAGUAUGACAAAAAGAUGGAGUUUGUUGACAGAGACAAAGCAAAGAACGUCUUCGUUGAAUCUACAAGUGAACCUGGAAUAUAUGGAGAAUCCACAAGAGAUUCAAGGAGAGAUCGAGACAGAGAACGAGAUCGAGAUCGAGACAGGGAUCUGUAUUCUCGUGAUCGAUAUGACUCGUCACAUUCACAGUCAUCGUCUAAGGAAGAAUACAAACCAAAAGUUGAGCUGAAGUAUAUCAAUGAGAAGGGAGAAACAAUGGAUGAAAAAGAGGCAUUUCGAUAUUUGUCUCACAAGUUUCAUGGUAAAAAGCCAGGAAAGUCAAAGACUGAGAAGAGAGUAAAGAAGAAGCUGGAUGACGAGGCAUUGAAGAAAAUGCACUCGACAGACACUCCUCUUAACACAGUAGCUAUGAUGCAUGAGAAGCAGAGGCAAGCUGGAUCAGCGUUUCUAGUUCUCAGUGGAGGAGCCAGAUCUUUAGCUGGGGUAUCUGAUUUUGGCAGAAAGUGACACAGGUAAAUGAGUGAAGUCGAACAUACUUGCUGUAUGUGCUUGAACUGGAUCUUCUACUGUGUUUAUCACUAUUUACACUCAUUCUAAUUGAAUUUCAUCGUAUUAGGCUGUAUCUGUUUGCUAGUCAAUCAUAUGAUGCUAUAUUUCUGCUGAUUAUAGAGUGCAGUGUGAACACUAACUUGGGAAUAACAUAGAAUCCUUAAGUAAUGUUCAUAUGAUUGAAAUUGGA